Molecule: messenger RNA, 234 nt
Organism: Xylona heveae TC161
Lineage: Eukaryota; Fungi; Ascomycota; Xylonomycetes; Xylonales; Xylonaceae
Exons: 2
Coding region: 1-234 (77 amino acids)
Source: RefSeq, a predicted model, not a curated record
AUGUCGACUGUUACCCCUCGAUUUUGGUCUCAGCCCUUUCGCUACAUGCGAUGGGCGUCUCACGAGAAACCCGCUAUAUUCUACUCUAUUGUUGUUGGCAGUCUCGGACCCGUUCUCAUGGUGGUCGUUCCGCCAGUUCGCAGAGCACUUGGUGAUGGGCCAAGAGAACGAAUUCCUCUAACUUAUCCAAUUCCUCCGGGCCCUCGAAAAAUACCGUCGGGAUAUGACGAUUAA